GAUGGAUUAUUUAUUUAUUUUUUUUGUAUGUGCAUCUUGGAUUUGCUUUAUCUUGAUUUUUUUUGUUAUUACGUUGUUUCUAUUAUAAAUAUAUCUGAUGGCGUUCUUUAAUAUUUAUCUUUUUAUGGUUUUAUUUUGACGGUUUUGUUUUUGAAUCAUUACAUUUACAUGUCAACUUCUCCAAUUCUAUUUAUAUUUUUCCUGCUUUUGUCCUGGGCCCCCAAAGUCAAUGCAGCGCCCCUGUGGGACCCUUCAGUGAGUCGUUGCUGGAGGAUUCCAGAUCCAUGCAUUUCCCAGAAAUCCACUCCGGGUCUUGCGGGACUCCAGUUUUUAAAAUCCACCUCUCGUUUGGAGCGGAGAAGAACAGCGCAGCGGCGGGGCGGCAGAUGACCCGGCGCAGCAGCGAGGCGCACCACAGCCCUCUAACAGAUGAAAGGAUGGGGGGCUUCAGCAGCAGCUGAGCGCGCGGAGCCGCGAGCUGGGGGCUGAGGGGGACACUUUCUGCUCACUCCGGCCGACUUUCACUGGAUCUAUUCCCCACUCCAAGCAACAUGCCAUUUGCCAAACGGGUGGUGGAGCCGCAGUUCCUGUGCAGGUAUCAGGUCCCGAACGAGGAGGGUCUGGCUUUCGAGGAUCUGGUCUCCAUCAGUAACGUGGCUCUGUCUCGGACCCUGCGCCAGCUGUCGGACUUGGCCAAACAUGCCUGCUCCAUUUUCCAGGAGCUGGAGGUCGAGCUCACCUCCACCAAGCAGCGUCUGGGCGGGCUGCACGGCAGGCUCAGCCUGCUCCAGCAGACCUGCAACGGGCUGGACCCCAAAGAGGAGGCAGUGCCGGUCUCUAAUCUGGACGUGGAGAGUAAGCUGACCGAACACUUCCAGUCUUCCUGGCUCCAGCAGAGGAACCUUCUCAACUCCUCCACACGGCCAGCAUGCAUAGAAGACCUCCACAAGCAAGCCAGCCUGAGUCUGUGGGCCCUGAACCGAGAUCACCAGAGAGCGUCAGGCAGCGGGGAGAGGCGAGUAACCAUCUCUGCCUUGCCCCCCAUGCCCCUGUACCCCUCCUCCAGCCCUGUCAAGACGCUCCAACCCACCCGCUCCUCCUCCCCCACCGAAUGUUGCCGCCUCUCCCCCUGGAGCAGAAAGGCUGCACGCUCUGACCCCGACACUGACGGGGUGGCUCUAGGUCACCGGUCUAAGCUUCCCAUCCCUAACACCCCCUCCACUCUGGACAAGCAGACUAACUGGUCUAGAGCUCUGCCGCUGCCCACCCCAGAGGAGAGAAUGAAAAGCAGCUCCCAAGUCAUCAGCUCAUGCAUCAUCCCUAUUAAUGUGACCGGGGUCGGCUUUGACAGAGAUGCUAGUGUGCGCUGCUCGCUGGUUCACUCGCAGUCCGUGCUACAGAGGAGACGGAAGCUGAGGAGACGCAGGACUGUGGCCGGCGUUCCCAGACAGGUGCACCCGGAUCUAGAUUCUGACGAGUCCCCUGGUUCCAGAGAGCGAACGGUGAUCGUUCACGCAAGCCUCGACCUCACCCCCUCACGCGAAGAGAUUAGCACCCAUCUAACCACCAGAGACUCAGGCUGCCAGACAGAAGACUUCCUGAUCUCAGGAGCGCCGUCUCGGAGGAAGAUCAGGAGCCAGAGGGGUCAGGGAAUCUCCCUCUUGCUCUCCCACUCCGCAGGAAACAUCUCCUCCCUGGCGGACGGCGGUGACGGCAUGUUCUCUGCGCCCGGAGCUCAGCUGCGUUCUCGGAGUCUGCCCAGAGACACCAGCCGGCUGAUGGACGAUGAGCAGAACAACAGCGACAAUGAGGAGGAGCUUUCCCUGUUCAACACCGAGGACUUCAUGGCGGGACACCGGGAGAGGAUCCUGAAGGAGGAAGAGGAGAGCACGGACGACCAGGCUGGACCAGAGCACCGGAAGUACAAGCAGCUGUCGGACAGUCCAGAGCGCUGCUGGAUGGAGCGAAGCCGAGGCCAACUGCCCCGCAGCAGCUGUGAGAUCUCCUCCAGCUCGGACACCUUCAGCAGCCCGGUGCACUCCGUCUCCGCUGCGGGGGGCCUGGGGGGGCAGAUGGACCAUAAGGAGGACCACCAGUCCUCCAGUGGGAACUGGAGCGGGAGCAGCUCCACCUGCCCCUCCCAGACAUCCGAAACUAUCCCCCCUGCAGCCUCCCCGCCCCUGACCAGCUCCUCCCACUGUGACUCAGAGCUGUCGCUGAACGCCGCCUCUCACGCCGCCGAAGACGCCACCGGCUUCAUGCUGGACCACUACCAGGGCCUCAGGACCCAGCGGGUGGGUUCCUUCUCCUCCACCGCCAUGGAUAUCCUAGAGGAAGUGGGAGCUGGCACGCCCAUCGAAGGGGAGUGGGGUUACCCCCACGCCGACCCGCCCCACUCGCAGGGCUUCAGCCCCGAGCCGAGCAGGGAGGCGGAGAGCAGCCUGGGCUGCCCCAGCUUCACCAGCAUGGCCACCUGUGAGAGCAGCUUCUCCGACAAACCCCCCUCGGAGAAAGCCGACACCGUCUCCCAUUACUCCGUGGACACGGAGGGCUACUACACCUCCAUGCACUUUGACUGCGGCCUGAAGGGCAGCAGGAGCUUCACCUACAGCUAUGCACCCUCAGACUGCGGCCUGUCUGACUCCAGCCCCCACCUGACCCUCGGGAGGCGCUGCCUGUCCUUACGGAAACCAAAGGUGAAGCCGUCUCCGCCAAAGAGGAGCUCCUCCUUAAGGAAAAUAUGCAGUGAGGGAAGCAUCCCCGACACGUCAGAACCAAAGAUCUUUCAGAGACUUCCUUUGACCUCGAAGGAGAGGAAGCUGCAGCUCCUGCUGUCUGGCUCCUACGAAAACUCCUCACAGAUCAAAGAGCCGUUGGUGGCCUGGGGGGUCGAGGGCUCAACUCUGCCCGGUUGUGGCCUCUAUGGCUCCUCUGACGCCCGUUUAUUCAGAGAUUGUGGCAUAGCUCAGUCAGAUGAGGUGGAUCUGUGGCUCCUGAACGAUUAUAAAUCCAGCGAUCCGUACCGAUCCCUGUCCAACUCCAGCACGGCCACCGGCACCACCGUCAUCGAGUGCAUGAAGUCUCAGGAGGGCUCAGAGUCCCAAGCGUCCCAGUCCGGCUCCAGGUCCACCACCCCCUCGCUUCCAUCGGUGGAGGGGGAGUUCAAGCUGACGUCUCCGGAAAAAUUAGCUGGCCUGGCCAGCCCAUCGAGCGGCUACUCCAGCCAGUCCGAAACCCCCACCUCCUCCUUUCCUAACACCUUCUUUCCCGGGCCGCUGUCACCCGCAGGAACGAAGAGGAAACCCAAAGUCCCAGAGAGGAAGUCUUCCCUGUCGUCUCUGUCUCUUCAGACCCAGUCCGGCAGGGACGGAGUCACUUCGAAGAGGGAUCUGGAGCUGCCAGUGACUCCCCCCUCCCACCUCGACUUAAGUGCCCUUCACAGUGGGAACAGCAAGGCCUCAGCCUGCAGGAGUGUGGAGCAAAACCUUCACGAGAACAAACAAAACGCUUCCAUUUCAGCAAAACCUCCAAACUCAGAACAGAUUAAUGCCCACCCCCUGCUCAUCACCCCCUCCGUACUGAACUCCGUGCAGCUCCGAACCGUCAGCAAGGAGAACGAGGAGGGAGCGGUCAGGAUCUCCUCCAGUAAACUCUCCAGCAGUAGAUCUUUUGAGCUCAAAAGUCCUUCACUAAACCACCAAAUUCAUCCUUAUUUACCCACAAAGAAGUCAACAUUUACCUCAAGUGAGGAGCUGAGGAGCGAGACUCUCAACCAGCGGGACAAAGAGGAGAGCAACACUACAGUCGGGCUGCGGCCAGAACCGAGCUCGGACCUGAAAGACGCAGAAAUCCUCGAGAGAUCCUGGAGUGAUGAAGGAGAGAUGUGCGCAGAGUCUGCAGACACUUCCAUCAGCUCCGCAGACUCAGAGGCUCCACAGGAGCUCGCCGAGCCUCCCGCAGGAGACCCGUGUCCGUCUCCUCCCGUCCUGCACAGCUCCCCCAAGAGAUGCAGCAGUCUGGACAAAGUGCCUGCUGCAGACGGACAGCUGGAGGCUUCACGGGACAGCGAGGCAGAAAACAGUUCAUCAGGGGUUUCAGCUGAAAGUGCCUCACAGGACGGAGGAGAGGAGUCCACAGCUGAGAGGGAGGACUCCUUCAGUAAAGAGUCCUCCCUCAGCGACAGCUCCGUGUCUCCACUGCAUGACGAGUCUAGACCUGAGGAGGACAGCGUGUUUGUGUCGCCCACCAAGUCCCGCACCACGGAGGAUCUGUUUGCCAUGAUUCACAGGUCUAAGAGGAAGGUGUUGGGGAGGAAGGACUCCACCGAGCUGGGCGGAAGGAGCCGCCUCGGUGCCGCCUCGGGAAACACGCCACCUGGCAGCACCGGCGGCUCACCACCCCCUCUGCCAUCGCCCCCUUCUGCUGCGACCCCACCCAGUCUCCAUAAAGUGUCUAGUCCCAUCUACAGGAGCGUCAAGAAGUCCAGCACCUCCAACGAGGAGUUCAAGCUGCUCCUGCUGAGGAAGGGAAGCCGCUCCGAUUCCAGCUACCGCAUGUCGGCUGCCGAGAUCCUCAAGAGCCCCGUGACUCCUAAACCUCCUGCAGAUUUCCUGACAGAGUCCCCCAGGCAGGCGAUGGAGCCCGCCUCCCCGCUGCUGCCGCCCGCUCUGGACCAGCUCUCCAGCCCCUACCCCAAAGCCAACGCUGACAGCUUCUCCCCGAAAUCCUUCUUCACAGCUGCCGCCUCCCGGCAGAGCCGCUCCAGGAUCCCCCCGCCUGCCAGCAGCAGCCGCUACAGCGUGCGCAGCAGGAUGUACUCCACCCCCAUGCAGGCCAUCUCCGAGGGCGAGGCGGAGAACUCUGACGGGAGCCCCCACGACGACCGCUCGUCCCAGGGGUCCACGUAGGAGAGGGACGGGGGACGAAACCACACAAACAGACCUGAGUGGAAUAUGAAAUAUUUCUACAGAAACGCCAGGAGGUUUUGGACUGGGUACUCUUUUGUUUGGGAAGACUUUUCUACAAAAUAGGAGAGUUGUCAACAGAAACAGAAGCAUCCUGUUGAAAACAAGAUUAUUUAAAAUGAACAAAGGAAUAUUUUUGUUUUUUAAAGACACUUUUGUUUUUUCCUGGUUGCCUUCCUUUAACAGCACACUCACCUUUUUCUGUAGAUUCUUCCCAAAACGGGAAACUUUUCCUUCUGGACCUUCUUUUUAGUUUUUUUAUCAAAUAUAUGUAUUCUGUGAAUACCUAUGCAAUGACACACUUGUAGAGUCAUACCAAAUCUGUGAGCCCUUCCCUCCUGAACGCCACGACAGACUCUGAGCUGUAAACCUUUGGUGUUUAUGUUCAUGUUUUUGGAAAACUGCAUUUCCAGCAACGUGUUUUAGCGUCCCCCCUUGAAAAAAAUAAUAAUAAUCACCAAAAAUUCUCCAAAAACGUGAAAAUGAUCAUUCAGUACACUAACACAACAACCUGUGGAGACAGGAAGGGGGCAGGUGUGAACAUGGGGGCGUGAGCAGGUGAUCAAAGCUGACAAAAGGGACUCAGAAGGUCAGGUGUUUGAGGAACUUACCGGUUUGCUGAUUUGGUGUGUUUGUGAAUUGUUGACAGAGGCGAGUGGAAAGUGCUCAGGAGGAGGCCUUACUUUACCAGCAGGAGACAAAAGUGACGGUCAGGUUGUAAAAACGGAGCCAGGUCAUCAUAUCUGAUGACAGUUUGGGCAUUUUAGCAGCUUUCAGUGCCAAACGCUCCUCAAUGCUUUCCCCAUCAAACCUUUUCAAAGUUUUGUAUUUAUUUUUUUAUAACAAGCACAAACAAAACCUUAUGCAAUGAAUCACAGGUAUUUUUGAUGAAAUAUUUUAUCCAGAUAAUCCCACUGCAGCAACUCUUAAUCUGUAUGAGUAUAUUUGUCGAAUUUCCAAUCAGAUUAUAUAUAUUCAAUAUAAUACAACAGGAAAAGGUUCACUAAGACAGAAUGAAUUAUUUAAUUUUAAAGUUUUUCAUUUGUUUAAUUGUCAGAUUCAUUUAGUCAAUAACAAAUAAAACUGUACUAUAUCCCUGGAAAACCCACUGGGUCAAAUAUGGUCAAAUUUGUUUUCUAUUAUUGUUAAUCUUAAUAUUUUUAUUUAAUAUUUUUUAGCCACUGUUAACCAAAUAUUGAACAAACAAAAAUAAACUGUCAAAUUAACUUUCGAAUCCCAGAAGAACAUUCUUGAGUCUUCCAGGGAUAUUUGAGGUUAUUUUUGAGGAAUGGGAGGUCAAAUCAAGCUUAACGGGUCAUUUAAAUAAGAGUUUUGGAAAAAAAAGUUUUGAUCUUAUCUUUGAUACAAAAGUAAAGAAGAGAUGUCAUGAAUUGUGAACAGCCAUAAGCUACUUGAGGUGAUAGUGAUCACGCUGAUGUGUGUUCUUUUUUUCCAAUCGUUUUACAAAUCUCUUUGAUUACAGUGUUCUCACCAUGUCGCCCAGCAGGACGAAAGAAACACUGAAAAAAAUAAUUUUGUCCUAAACGACUCUCCAUAGAAACAGGUAACAGGGCUUCAUUCCAAGGUCAAAUUUUUGAACUUGUAGGUGGAAGUAGAGGCUGUCCUAACUCAGAGUUUGACUUAAAAUCUCAUCAGUUAAACAUUUAAAUUUAAAUUCUGUUUUCAAUAAUUAGAAGCAAGCAAAAUAUAAGACAGUCAAAAAAAAUUCAGUCAGAAAAGUUUGGAUCUGCAUUUGUGAAAAAAAAUGCGACACGAAAAACGUGUUAGCUUUUAUCCAUACACUCCAGGUUAAGGACCGUACACAUAUUUCAGCUCUUUUUAUAGCUCAAAGUGUAUUCUGCAAUUUAUAUUUAAGUUGAAAUGUCCUUUAUUGAUAAAAACAUAUCAUAGAUAUGGACAACAAGUUCCUCAAAUUUGUUUGUUUUCCAGCUCUUCUUAAUGAGUUUAAGCUAGCUUCUAUCCAGCUAUAGCACACGAGUCUGAGAAGCUAACAAAGCUAAAAUGAUUUUGGUUUUUAACAUGUUCCUCUGUUUCAGCUCAAGCAUCCAUCAAUCUCCAGUGAGAAUGAUUCCAAACUGUUUGCUGGGGGGUUUGUACACUGUACUGUCAGCUAUCAUUUGUCCUUUUUUAUGUACAAACUUGUAAAUACACAAGCUUCUCUGGAAAUGCUGCAGAGGUUGUUGAAUUGUUUUUAAUGUAAAAAGAAAAUACUUCUUUUUUUUUCAAAGUUUACAUUGAUUUCACACCUUUGUACAUUUCUGAGUUGUGGAACACAUUGUCUUGUAUUUAUUUUUCAGUAAACCUUGUGGAAAUCCCAUAAUAAAUCAAGUGUAUGAACAGGUGAAUAAAUGUGACUGCUUCA
Molecule: messenger RNA, 7347 nt
Organism: Oryzias melastigma (Indian medaka)
Lineage: Eukaryota; Metazoa; Chordata; Actinopteri; Beloniformes; Adrianichthyidae
Gene: nhsa
Product: Nance-Horan syndrome a (congenital cataracts and dental anomalies)
Exons: 9
Coding region: 552-4907 (1451 amino acids)
Biological process (GO): lens development in camera-type eye; cell differentiation
Source: RefSeq, a predicted model, not a curated record